CCUUCUGCCUAUCUGCAGCAUUGUUUAACUCCAGGCCUGGGUGUUCCUCUCUGUGUCCUUUGGCCACCGGCGAUCUUAUCAGAGAAUCUAUUUAGUUCUAUAUUUCGUGUGAAAAUUCCAUAUCCCGACACUGUUACUCCUGUCCGUCUACCCCGCUGCCAGACCGCAAUCUUCCCCUUACUUCGCCAUAAGUGACGAGUGCCGUACACGUUUGCAACCAUGAAGAUCUUCUAUAUCGGAGUUCUGCGAAAUGACAGCAAGCCAGCCAUCGAGCUCUGCGGUGAAAGAGACCUGAGCAGUUUCUCACGCUUCACGCGAGACAGCUACAAUGAAUUCAUGAUGCUCUUCUGCAAAACAGUUGCCGAACGCACGAACCCAGGCCAACGCCAGGACAUCGAAGAGAAAUCCUAUACUUUCCACGCCUAUGGGCGGACCGAAGGCGUAGCAGGCCUCAUGGUCACAGACGGCGACUACCCGGGCCUCGUGGCGCACCAGAUCCUCUCCAAAGUUGUCGAUGAAUUCCUAACCAAAUACCCCCGCACUGCCUUCUCAGCUAACAAUAUCCGUGAAAACUCUUGCCCACUACCGCAGCUGAAGGAGUAUAUUUCCAAAUACCAGGAUCCGAGUCAGGCGGAUAGCAUUAUGAAGAUCCAAAGGGAGUUGGAUGAGACGAAGAUCGUGCUGCACAAGACAAUAGAGAGUUUUCUGGAGCGUGGAGUGAAGAUUGAUACCCUGGUGGAGCGGAGUGAUGGUUUGAGUGCGCAGAGCAAGCUGUUCUAUACGCAGGCCAAAAAGCAGAAUUCUUGCUGCAGCAUCAUGUAACUUCUCUUCUGUUUUUCACUUUUUGAAUGCUUUUCUAUCCGGAUUGAAGGCCUGGUGUCCUUACUCCCAUUCCGUUUUCUCAUGAGUUUGCAGCUUGGAAUUUAUUUAUAAUUGCCAUUAUUUUUAAUUUUUAUAGUAAGGAGAACUAUCCAUUCGAGGACG
Molecule: messenger RNA, 984 nt
Organism: Monascus purpureus
Lineage: Eukaryota; Fungi; Ascomycota; Eurotiomycetes; Eurotiales; Aspergillaceae
Source: the annotation of a GenBank genome assembly